AGUUGGUCAGAUGAGGGGAGGAGAGUAGGCAAGGACUGACUAAAUAAAAAGAUCCCUCUGGAGGCAGGGACUGUAAAGUCUGGCAACACUGAAACAGCAGAGAAUUAAUCUUAACCUAUAACUCUACCUAAUCUUCAGUGACAAGUAUAGGCUACAUAUCAAAUCCUCCCUCUACUUUUGUGGACACAAAUCAUAAUGGAAUCAAACACCUCCAGUGACCAGGAAGUGACCAGGGCUAUUGUCCUGUCUCUGAGAGAUGGCAUAUCUUCGUUCAACAGCCUCUGUGAUUCCAUCCUCAAUAUGGACCUAACCUCUCCUGACACUUUUGAUUAUGAACACAUCAGAGUGCUGAUUGUCAACACUGAGCAGGCCAUGAGGAAGACUACGCAGGAGGCCGAGGGGAAACUGGGAAAACUGGAUGAGGACACAGAGAACCUCACAGCACAACUGCACGCGCUUGCCAAAGUGCGAGAUGACAAUAUACUCAAUUUAGACCACUUAAAAACCAAGUUAGAUGCUGAGACGCAGUCCUUAAAAAAUUCAGAGGAAACGCUGGAGCAGGCCAGAACACUUCUUCAAAAUAAUGAAGACGUGCUUAACAAACAGCGUAGCAGAAAAAGUACUGCUACUGCUAUAGCGGGUGCUAGCCCAGCAAUGCUAAUCGUCCCAGUUAUUGGAUGGAUAGCUGCAAUAGCCAUGGCAGCUGGUGGCGGUGUGGAAAUCAGUGAAGCUGAAAAGGCAGUUCACGUUGCAAAAGAGGAGGUGGAGAAGGCUGAGUGUCAGGUAAAGACUUUCUCUGAUAAGGUUUCUGACUAUCAGUCCAAAAUCUCAAAAUCUGAAUGCGAUAUCAGACAGACAGACGGGGAACUGGAACGUGUCCGAGGAAGAAUCUCUGGGGUUCAGCAGCAGAGAGUGGCCUUGGCAGAGUUCCAGGUGCAGAUGCGAGACACUGUCCACCUCCUGGGGUGCCUGAAUGGGGCAGCCAAUGCACUGGAGCUCCAGACCAAAUGCUUCAUCCUCCUGGAGCCUGUGAUGAAGGUGAUUGGGGAAAUGGUGAAGGUGGCUGGGGGAAUCCUGGGGAAGGAGAUUCUAGAGGAUGCGGACCUGACUAAUCUCAUCAAUGCCAUGAGAGAGAAAAGCAGGAGACUGGCAGAUAUUUGUGCCUCACACGACUCUUCAGUUCUUAGUCCUUAUUAGAUAUUUACAUAGUUAUCAUUAUCUGUGAUUUCAGAAAAAAAUAUUAAUGCCUCUUCCUUAGUUCAACUACAUUUUGAUCUGUGUAAUUUAAUAAAAGGAGCUAAGGGACUGUUCGUUAUUUAUAAACCGGGCCACCGGAGGAAAAUAGGGGAGGGUCAUGUCUUUUUAUUCUUUGUUGAG
Molecule: messenger RNA, 1377 nt
Organism: Alosa sapidissima (American shad)
Lineage: Eukaryota; Metazoa; Chordata; Actinopteri; Clupeiformes; Clupeidae
Exons: 3
Coding region: 196-1197 (333 amino acids)
Source: RefSeq, a predicted model, not a curated record